AAUUAUAACAAGUUUCACGUUGAGAAGAAACGUGCUUUGCAAGUAAAAUUCAUAUAGGUUAUGUUAACUUUUUUUUGUGUUUGAAACAUUUAAUCCGAAAAGACUAAAAUACUUAAAAUACUGUAAGUAUGGCUGUAGAUAAAUCGCAGUCUCAUAGGGCUGGUGUCUUUAAACAGACGAAUAAAGAGCAUAAGCAUGGAAAGCACAGGUCAAAAGGGGCUCUAGAUGACGCUGCUAAAGGAAAAGUGUCUGUAAAAAACGCAGUCAGAAGGCAAAAAGGCGACCUUACUAGAGACCAGCGGCGUAACCAAUCUGCCCAAAUACGGCAAAAGAAGCGCGAAGAAAUACUAGCAAAAAAACGUGCUCUGGGAGGAUAUGAGGCAUCGCCAUUUCUUAUCGCUGUUUUACCAUUGAAUAGGGAAUUCGAUCCUACUACGGCUAUAACAAUCCUGUGUCAAUGCGAUGAAGGUGCCAUUAUAAGAAAAACAUCAACUGGAGUAACCCACAUUUGCCUACCACGGUUUAAGAAGAGAUUUUCUUUCGUUGUUCCAGCUAAUGACAAUGAACUUGAUGUUAUUGAUACUUUGAAAGUAGCUGAUCAAGUUUUAUUCUUACUAUCUGCCAUCAAUGGAACGGAAUUUAUUGAGCAAAUUGUCGAUCAAUGGGGCAAGAAGAUACUCAAAUCCGGCUUGGCACAAGGCUUGCCAACGCCAAUUGUAGCUCUCGCAGACCUUGAUAGUGUAGCUCCAAAAAAACGAGCAGACUUCAAACUAGGUGUACAAAAAAUGGUCACCAGCUGGCUGCCUAAGGAGAAACUAAUGGUUUUGGAUCGGAACUGCGAUGGCAUAAAUAUUUUGCGCAGACUUGGUGACCAAAAGAGGAAAACUAUUUUAUAUAGAGACCACAGGCCUUAUGUGUUAGGGGAAGAGCUUGAAUACAUACAAGACGAUCAAGGUUCAAUGGGCACUUUAAAAGUCACAGGAUAUUUGAAAGGGGCGACGUUAUCUGUGAAUCAAUUAGUUCACAUUCCUGGUUUAGGAGACUUCCAAUUGGCUCAAGUAGAUGCAGUUACCGAUCCGAAUAACCUGGAAAAACACAAGUGUAGAGAUGCGAAUGGUGCGGAAAUUAUAAAAGUCCACGUUCUAGAGGUGUGCGAUCCUACUAAGCAGGAGUCAUUGGACUUAUACAUGUCCGAUGCUAUGGAUGUGGACAAUGAUAUGCUGCCUAGCGAAUUGCACGUUGAUACGGCCGAUCAGAACGCGAAGGCAGAGACCUCCAAACCGAAACCCGAAGGAUGGUCAGACUAUCAAGCUGCUUGGAUUCCAGAUGACGACACCGAGUUUCAACAAGAUGGAAUCAGCGAAAGCGAUACUGAAAGUGAAGGUGAAAUGAUGGAUGCUAGAUCAGAAGAUCGAUCUUCCUGUGCAGAUGAAGAUAGUGACGGUGAUUCGCCCACAGGGUCCGAAAUAGAUGUGAACGAUGAUAAAUACGAUAACGGUAUGGACCUGAACAUGGAACAACAAGAUUUGGAGAAAUUGAAAGCCGCAAAAGCUGAUCUUAUAUUUCCCGACGAGAUUGAUACACCACACGGUGUGCUAGCCAGAGAUAGGUUCCGAAAAUACCGGGCAUUGGAGAGCUUUAGAUCGUCGCCUUGGGAUCCCCUAGAAAACUUGCCAAAUGAUUAUUCCAGGAUUUGUCAGUUUAAAAAUUUUGCGCACGCAAAGAAGAGUGUUUUUAAAGAAGAUGAAAAAAAACCUGGGGCUAUGCCUGGUUUGUACUUAACAGUGCACGUGAAAAAUGUAUCCCAACUGAUGUGGUCUGCUUUUGAGAAAACCCGCUCUCCAGUAAUUUUAUCAGGACUAUUUCCUCACGAGCACAAAAUGUCUAUCUGUAAUGUAGUUUUAAGGCGAACACCAAACUAUGGAGGCGCAAUAAAGUCAAAGGAUAGACUAAUUUUCCAGUGUGGUUUUAGACGGUUUAUGGUUAAUCCGAUAUUUAGCCAACACACAAAUGGAACAAAACACAAGUUUGAGCGUUAUUUCCAAAUCGACGAAACUACUGUGGCCACAUUCUAUGCCCCCGUCCAGUUUCCACCGGCACCAGUAUUAUGCUACAAGGAAGUUUUGGGAACUCUGGUUUUAGUGGCCACAGGUAGUUUAUUGUCUUGCGAUUCCACUAGAUUGAUCAUUAAACGAACCGUUUUAUCAGGCCAUCCGUUUAAAAUUUUCAAGAAAUCAGCCAUCAUUCGGUUCAUGUUCUUCGACAGGCAAGAUAUUAUGCACUUUAAACCCUGUAGACUUGUAACCAAGAUGGGACGCAGGGGACACAUUAUGGAACCUUUAGGAACUCAUGGCCAUAUGAAAUGUAUAUUCGAUGGGCAGCUAAAGUCACAAGAUACCGUAUUACUGAAUCUUUACAAGCGCGUUUUUCCUAAAUGGACGUAUGAAGACCUGAUAGUGACCUGUGAGAACCAACCGAUGAAUAUGGAGACUUCAUGAUUUAGAACAAAAAUCAGUACGUAUAUAAAUACGUAUUACGUGAGAAAAUAUGGAUUACCUUCCAUAUUUUCUCGAUUGGUUGUUGUAAGUGUAUGUAAUUAGCAUUUAUUUGUAAACAUAAAUAGAUAAUUAAAUUUAUCAUCUUUUUACAAUAGAACUUUGGUACUAUGACUUAUAUUAGUAAGGAUUGUACAAAAAAGUCGACUCUAUUAAAGGCAAACAAUUUUUAAUUAAUAAAAAUACAUUUGAUGGUAAAAAACAUUAAA
This is a messenger RNA of Dendroctonus ponderosae (mountain pine beetle), 2764 nucleotides long. It is a transcript of the gene Tsr1, whose product is annotated as pre-rRNA-processing protein TSR1 homolog. Gene Ontology annotation, molecular function: U3 snoRNA binding; GTPase activity; GTP binding. Lineage: Eukaryota; Metazoa; Arthropoda; Insecta; Coleoptera; Curculionidae. The record is from RefSeq and is a predicted model, not a curated record. Gene Ontology annotation, biological process: maturation of SSU-rRNA from tricistronic rRNA transcript (SSU-rRNA, 5.8S rRNA, LSU-rRNA); ribosome biogenesis; endonucleolytic cleavage of tricistronic rRNA transcript (SSU-rRNA, 5.8S rRNA, LSU-rRNA). The transcript is spliced from 13 exons. Gene Ontology annotation, cellular component: nucleus; preribosome, small subunit precursor. The coding region runs from base 129 to 2498 and encodes 789 amino acids.